AUGUGGACUCAGAAUGAGACUUCAGUGAAUGGAUUCAUUCUUCUAGGCUUUACCAGUCAUCCCAUAUUACAGCCACUCCUUUUUAUGAUAUUUUUCACUAUGUCUCUUAUCACUGUUCUUGGAAACAGCUUGAUCAUCUUCUUGGUCUGGAUCAACUCCCGUCUCCACACAGCAAUGUAUUUUUUCAUUGGUAACUUAUCUUUGCUGGAUAUAUUUUUCACACUGAUCACUAUCCCUCAAAUGCUAACCCACAUGGCUUCUGAAACUAAGAUGAUCUCUUACAACAGAUGCAUGGCCCAAAUGAACUUAACCCUCUCCUGUGGGAUAACAGAAUGUUUCAUCUUAGCUCUUAUGGCAUAUGACCGUUAUGUGGCCAUUUGCUGGCCACUUCGAUAUCCCAUCAUCAUGAGAAUGCCAAUGUGUGUACAGAUGACUGGUAUAUGCUGGUUUGGAGGCUUUUUCAAUGCUGCAGCACUUACAGUUUGCACAGUAAAUUUUCCCUUCUGUGGACCUUAUGAAAUCAACCAUUUCUUUUGUGAAGCACCAGCUGUGCUUCAACUAGCUUGCCUGGACACCUAUAUGAUAAAGAUCUUAAUCUUCGCUCUGAGUGUAAUUGUCCUUAUGCUGCCUCUUGGCUUUAUAGUGCUCUCCUACCUCCAUAUUGCCAGGGUGGUUUUCAAUAUGAAUUCAACUGAAGGGCAACAACGGGCUUUCUCUACUUGUGCCACACAUCUCACCAUUGUUGUGUUGUUCUACAGCACCAUCUGCUUCACAUACUUGCAGCCCCAGUCUGAUCUCUCUGCAGAUCAAGAGAAGAAAGCUGCAGUCUUCUAUUCUUUGGUCUCUCCUAUGUUGAACCCUGUCAUCUACAGCCUGAGAAACAAAGAUGUUAAAGAGGCCUUUGUUAAAGUAAUGGGGAAAGUGAAUUAA
This is a messenger RNA of Notechis scutatus (mainland tiger snake), 930 nucleotides long. Lineage: Eukaryota; Metazoa; Chordata; Lepidosauria; Squamata; Elapidae. The record is from RefSeq and is a predicted model, not a curated record.